Messenger RNA from Drosophila yakuba, 7709 nucleotides. RefSeq names its product AF4/FMR2 family member lilli. NCBI's taxonomy places the organism in Eukaryota, Metazoa, Arthropoda, Insecta, Diptera, Drosophilidae. The transcript is spliced from 6 exons. Gene Ontology annotation, molecular function: transcription corepressor activity; protein binding. Gene Ontology annotation, biological process: negative regulation of transcription by RNA polymerase II. Gene Ontology annotation, cellular component: nucleus. The record is from RefSeq and is a predicted model, not a curated record. The coding region runs from base 390 to 6875 and encodes 2161 amino acids.
AGGUUAUUUUUUGUCAUUCAUUGUUCAUACGUUCGUCUCAUCUGAUUUUCUUUUUAUAAAAAUACAAUUAAAAUUUCAAACGAAUACACAUAAUGUUUAUAAAUAUAAUGUAGUGCAACACAUAUAUGUAUAAUAUAGCUUAAUACCAAGUGCAAUCCCCCGAAAGAUAACUUCAAAUGGCAAUCUAAUUUACGUAAAGAGAACAGACAAAAAAAGAAACGGCGCGUGUGAAAUUUUUUCAAGCAAAGCAAAGGAGAGAAGUUGGAGCAACAAAAAAAAGAGGAGAGAAAAAAUACAGCAACAACACACAAAUAAACGGUACUUAGGACCACAGCAAAGAGGAGCAACAAAGAAACAAAAUAUUUGGACACAAUCUCAAGACCACCACCAUGGAACCCAACAGACAUCACGAAUAUCAGACACAUCAUCAGCCGCAUCCGUCGAUGCAGCACCAUCCAACGCAUCCACAUCACCAGCCACCACAUCACCAACAACCGCACCACCCGCAGCAACCGAUCCACCAGCAUCACCCGCCGCCACCACCACCUCAGCAGCAGCAACAUCAGCAGCAUCAGCCACCGCAGCAGAUCCACCCGCAGCAGCAUCCGCAUCCGCAUCACUACCAGCAACUGCAUCACCAUCCCACGAGCUCCACAUCGGUGGGCAGCUCCUCCUCCUCCGUCAGCUAUGUCAGUCACCAUCCGCAACAUCACCCCACAUCCUUGGCCGAGGAUCAGCGCUCCCGGUCAGCAAUUUAUAUGAGCAGAAACACUCAGCCCGGCUUGCCACCACCUCCUCAUCCUACUCAUCCCUCGGCGCAAGGAUCAGGCGCCGCUGGGACGAGUGGCAGCGAUCCUCACAUGCAAUACUACACCUCGAACCAGAAUUUGGCGGUGAAGAAGAUGUCCGAUCCGCAUCCCAAUUGGAGCUAUAAGAGCCAAGCUGUUACGACUCCAGCUCCGGCGCCCGGAUUGCGACAGCAUGGAAAUCCUGCCCUGUAUCCAACGGGCAGCACCGCCUACUGGCCGCCACCGGAUGAGCAGUUGCAUCACCAGCAGCCGUCCCGGUAUUCCUAUGCAAAACCAGGAGGCCCGGUCACGGGUUCGAGACCCAUUCAGGGACCCCUGCCAAACAGUCAGCGAUACUACAGCGAGGACAUUAAGUACUCCACUGUACCUGCCGCAUCCAAGGUGCUCACCUACGCACCACCAGCCAGCUCCUCGCAGCCACAGCCACCGCCACCCACCUCCAGCGCCAGCGCCAGCUCGGCCGCUAACUCGUCAUCCGUCCGCCACUAUGAACUCGAACAUGUGGUCAAUCCCAGUAAUCCGAGCAACGAGCACCAGCAACCCAGUCCGAAUUAUGGACGCAAAUGUCCGCCUCACUACGAAACGCCGCCGGAGCAAAGAAGUGCCGGGGCCACGCCCAAUUCGACGCCCAAUCCCACAUCCACAUCGCACCACCAGAGCCUGUAUAUUCCCAUGCCGACAUUCAGUACGGAAAAGUUCCAAACCACUGUGCAUAAUGCGAUUGAGAAGUACAUAAGGGAAACUCCGGCACCCAGCUUGGAGUAUCCCAGAGGUGGAGUGGCACCAGCAGGUGCGGGAGCCGGUAGUGGUGCCGCCUAUGGGCGAACUGGUUACUACAAUCAGCAGCCGGUGAAGAGCUCCAAGGCAGCACCACCUGUACCUCAAACUGCCACCUCCAGUUAUGUGAAAAUGGAACCGGAGCACGCUCUUGCCGGAGGAUUGCCGCAACCCACGAGAUCCUCGCUUUACCACAAUCCCUAUAAUGUGGAGAGCAGGGAAAGGGACUCCUCGCCAGCCAUGGCCACUGUGCCGGCGCCUCACGGCUAUCCGACCAAAUAUGGCAAGCUGAUACAGCAACAGCACGCUAGCGGAGUGGGAACAGGUAGCUCGGCGCCCUAUCAAAGCUACUACCAUCAGGGAACGCCUUCGCCAGCGGCUGGAGCGGUGGCUUCGCCCACGCCAGCACCAGGACCACCGCAGGCCGAAGCGCCAGGAUCGAUUUUUGGUCCUGGACCGGGCUUGAAUCCCGGCAUGCCUCCGCAUAGUAGCCAACCGGCUCCACCACCCGCCAACAGUCAGCAACCCGCCUCAUCAUCCUCAUCGUCUAGCAAUGCCAACUUCUCCACCCUGCAGGUAUAUCCCCAUGGACCAGAUAUUUGCUACCAGCCAGGCAGUCAGUCCCAGGCGCAGAACCAAGCGCAGAGUCAUCCCAAUCCUGCCAAAAAGCCACCAGCUGUAACAAAACCCAACUAUCGUGCUUUAAUCAACGAUAUGCUGAAACGAAAUACAGCCAGCGAACAAGAACUGAAUAUGCAGAUCAUCAAGAAAACGCUAAACAUGGAGCCGCCUUCCAGGAAUCAUCCAGCUCCAAGUAGAGUCAUCCAACAGAGUGCAGCACCCGCUGCAAUAUCAGUUCCAUCAGCUCCACCGCCCCCGCCGCCAGCGAUUCAUUCGCCAUUGGAUUUGUCCAUGCGCACGGUGAAGCAGACGGCGGAUUCCACGGAGUACAAAUACCAGAGACCCAGCACGGACUACAAGCUACCACAAGGGGGCUUAGGCGGAGGCGGAGGCGGAGGUGGAGGCCUGGGAUUGCCAAGGUUCGAUAUUACACCCAACUUCUCGGCUGCCACGAGGGGCGGAGCACCCACGAGUCCGGCGCCCACACCUGUGAUACGUCAGGCUCUGGCGAUUCCGGCAGCUCCUGUGCCACCCACGGUUCCAGUUCCUCCGGCAGUGGCUGCACCAGCCCUGGUGAUCAAAACCCUGCAACAGAUGCGCCCCAGUGUGUUGGAAACAAAUCCGUUUGCCAAGCGACAGCAGCAGCUGCCACCAGAGACGAGCAUUGUGCAGGUAAACAAGCCGACAGUGGAACUGAUGCCCACACCUUCGCCAAGCCCGCACAACAGCAGUAAUCCCAACUAUUUGGGCAAGAAACGGCACCUGCAGGAGUACAAUCAAGCCGCUGCGAAGCAAGCAAGAUUGGAAGCGGAAUCAUCAGGAUCUCUAGUGUCCAAGGCACCCAUAAUAGCGGCUCCCACUUCAGUGGUUGUAGUUGCUCCCGUGCCCGUGAUAGCUGUGAAUGAACAGGCGCUGGCCGCCAAGCGGGAAAGGGAGAUGCAAUCCAUGAGUGCAGAAUCCUCCACUUCCGCCCAUCUGGUACCCAAGAUGGAACCACGCAUUCGAACUAAAGCCGAGCUCAAGGGCUUCACAUUUACGCCGCCUGUGCUCGUUUCCUCCACAACGAAUGCUUCUAGUACAAUUUCACCACCCAGGACGCCACCCAACCAGGUUACCAAUCACAUUCAAAUUAAGCUAGAGCCAGCGCCAGCGCCACCAAAAGCGACUGAUUUGGAUGUGGAAGAUGAACUCAGUUUGGGUAACCUGAUGGACUGGGGCAGCACAUGUAAUAAUCUCGUUGAGCAACUUAUGAGCAAGGUUGUGGUGCCACCAGCAUUACCGGCAUUACCAGCCAACACCGGCAUCAAACUGGAGCUCAGUGAAGAUGAUCUGCCGGUUGCUCGCAUUUUAAAGAGACAACCUUUGGCAGCACCAUCGCUUGCUGGAGGAGAUGCCGAGUCGGCAACUACUCAAUUAACCACAACUACCAACGGAAUCUCUUCGUCUUUGGGCAAUGGCAGUGGCCAGAAGAAACUCAGCAAAGUGGAGAGGGAGAAGAAACGCCAGCAGCAGGAACAGCGAAUUGCCGCCCGCUUGGCACCAAAACAUGGGCAAAGCAGUUCAUCGGAGAGCGAUACCACAGAGCUUCACAAGCGGAAUACGGCGCGGCAAAAGAAACCUCUACUGCGAAAGGGGAGAACGAGGCAAAGGUCUCCGGAAGCGGCCAGCAUUCAGCAGAGCAGCGAUGAGGAGCAGGAGAAAGUGAGCCAGCGACUUAGUCGCAAUCAAACCUCCAGCGAGGAAAGCAAGACAAAAGCCACUUCCGCCAAAAAGGAUGUUAAAAAGGAGGCCAAGACUCCAAGCAACAAGUCCAACAACAGCGCCUCUCUGGCCAAGAUCAGAAAGAAGCCAAUUGAUACUUCCAGCUUAAACAAGACCAAAGGUGAAGAGAACUCCAAGCAGGAAAGCCAGGAGAGCACCACUUCGGAGAGCGAAGAAGAACAAGAUGACAAUGACGAAGAGGAGGAGGAUCAGGAGGAGGAUGAGGAAGAGCCCGAAGAGGACGACGAUGAGGAGCAGGACAAGAAAAAGGAGAAGCGAGGAGGCAGACGUCCGGGAAACACACUCAAGAAACGCAUUGCCCACAAGCUGAAUACCAUGACCCGCUCCAAACAUCGCAAAGAACUCGAACUCCAGUUGGCCAACAGUAAGGUUCUACGCAAUGACAAGAUCAUCAGGAACUCCACCACCAAAAUUAAGAGAAAGUAUGUCCGCAAAGUGGUGGACAGCAAGAAGGAGAUGAUGGUCACCCGUUUGCGAAACAAACGUGGCUUAAACUCUGAUCUAGGAGCGCUGAAUGGUAGAAACUCCAAGCUGAAGGGCAGCAAGAUGGGAAAUAGUCCCGGUAAGCCACCCAAGACCUCGCCGCAGCAGCAACUGUACCUGGAGGAGUAUCGCUAUAAGUUGGCUUUGAAAAUCCCACACAGCCUGAUCUCGAUUAAUAAGCUCAACAAAGUGGCUUCCUCGCUACCGGACUUGGAGCGCCGUGAUCUCAGCCAGGAGCUGGCCUGCUUUAAGAGAAAUAGACCCAAGACCAAAGCUGCCAGUAAGCAGGAUUUCACGCCGAAGUCCAUAAUCGAUGUCCUCCACUUGAGGGUAACCAAUGGCAGUACGGCCAGCACUCAAAGGAAGAUCUCAGUCUCUGCUCCCGCUUCCACCAACCUCCAGAUCCAUAGUGAAACCUCGCAAACCUCCGCCUCUACUUCACUUUACGAGCAGCCCCAGCAGGAUAACACCACGGAAAACCAGUCCCUAGAUGACAUCAGCAAGCGGCACUUUAGCAUUUUCGACACCAAAGUGCUGCAGAGCAAAACCCGAACAGAAACCAAGUUGCAAAAACACAGGGAGAUCAUCCGUGAGAUUUUCGUCGGUCCGGAACGUCCAGCUUCGGCUCCGCCAGAAUGUGUCCAGGAGGCAGAUGAAGGGGAUGCCAUUAGUUACCAGAAGUACGAGGAGUUCCUGGUGCAAAUGAACAGCAUUGCCAGCGCGAAUGACAGCAAGUUGGCCAGGAGAUCUCUAAUGGAGGACAAGUUCGUCACGGCUCCUCAAUGUCCGCACAAGAGAAAGUAUCGUUGUAGGAAAGGCAGCUCGGGAUUUGACUACAUACGUAAGAAGAAGAGACCAGCUCCAACCCAGACUCAGAACCACGCCCAAAAUCAUAAUCAGAAUCAGAAUCAGAACCAAGCCUCCAGUCAGAUAACACAACAUCUAUUGGAACACAAUCAGAGUGCGGCGGAUGAGCGAUUGGAGGAUACGGAUAGCACCAUCGCAGGCAGUUCCCAUUUGCCGCCAAAGGUGAAAACGGAGAUGGAUGUCUGUCGUGAGAUCCAGAAGUGGGUGCUCAACAAGGGAGUGGGCCAGAGCACCAUGCACAAGGCCGCUCGCCAGGGGCUAAUCGAUGUGGUGGUGUACUGCUUGGAUCGUAUGAAUAUGAACCCUGACCAGAAGGAUAACGCCGGCUACACUCCCCUCCACGAGGCGUGCACCCAAGGAUGGCUGGAGAUCGCCAGGCUACUGCUCCAAUACGGAGCGAAUCAUUCGGAGGCGGCUCAAUCUGGAAUCAGGCCAUUGCACGGAGCCAUCGAGAAUGAUCACGAGGAGGUGGUGCGCCUGUUGCUCUCCUAUGGAGCCGAUCCGUUGCUGGCAACGUACUCAGGUCAAACCCCGCUAAUGUUAGCUUCAAGCAAGUUGAUGCGUGGCAUUCUGAGCUCUCAUCUCAGCGAUGCACAAAGUGCCGCCGCUGACAUCAAGCCAAUGCGAUUCAAUGGGCCUUGGGAGAUAUUUGAUGCUAAGGAGUAUGGUUAUGAUAUAUUCAGUAAUGUACCGAAUACAGCUUGUGAUAUGAGCAGAGCUCUACGUAGAGAAAGGAAGGAGGCCAAGCAGCAGAGGAUGAGCAACAGUAGCAGAACCAGCAACAUGAAUGGCCUGUUACCAGCAAAAAAGGAAGAGCAGAAGCCCGAGGAUUUGGACCAGGACCACCGGGUGACCACAACGAUCAAGCAGAACGGGGAGACGAGUGCAACAAAGACUGGAUCGGCGACUACGACGACGGCAACAACGAUGGUUAAAUUGGAACCAGGCACCGACGAGGAUAGCAAUAACAAUAAGAACAACGAGGAGCUGAAUGCUAAUGUUGAAAAUAAUUUAGUAACAAGCGUUGUGAAUGUCAAGAAUGAAGUGAAGAAGGAAGUGGAUGCUGAAGCAGAAACGGAAGCGGAAGCAGAAACGAACGCGAAUGCGAAUACGAAUAGUAUGAGUAGGCUAGACGAGGAUCAGACGGACAUCGAGACAAUGGAUAGUGAAUUGAAUGGUGAUAUUUUUGAAUUUGAAGAGGCCGAUGUGCCCUUGCCACCACUGUACUUGCUCAAAGACGAGGGCAGUGAUAAAUGGGUACUACUCAACGACUUGUGCAAUUUACUUAAAGUUAAAUCGAAGGAUACGUUGCUCAACAAGCUCUGUCCGAACAACAGCAAUGCGUUGGCCAGCAGUCAGAAGCACCUGCUCCGGGAGUUCAAGAUAGACGAUUUCCUGGAGAAAGCCACCUGCCUGCAGCUGUUGUGCGCCGGUGAAAAGCUGAACAUGUUCAGCUCCUCGAAGGUUGUGCUCAUCAAAUACAACGACAGUGUACGGAACUUGUUGGGCGUGAAGACCAUUUUAAUGAAAUUUUAACCGAGAUAUCUUUAGCGAUUGGACAAGGCAUGAUCCAGAAAGAUAUAGCUUAGAUAAUGAUGAACAGAUGAGCAUAGUACUAACUGAACAUAGAGUGUAAAGUGCAAACAAAUAUGGAAAAACUAUUAGUACGAAUAUAAUUAUAGAUUUAUAUACUAUACAUACAUAUGUAUAUUUUAGCUAGUAACUAGUUUUUACUCACACGUCUUUGUCUUUGGAAGAUAAAGGCUUUUAUAAAGGAAAUUAAAUUAGAGCUAAUGCAAAGUGAUACAAAGGUGCUAUACACACUCAAAACGAAGAAAACGGAAAUGAAUGGAAAUUUUAGAGCGAGAGUAUUGAAAAAAUCUGGAAUCUUUAGGGAUUGGCUGCAAUUACGCAAUUCAAGUAGAACAAAAUAAUGCGAGGCAGUAAGUGAAUAGGAAACGAACAGAAAAUGUAUGCCAGCCAAUCAGCUAAUAAAUUGAUAUAUACUUACAGAUAUAUCUAGGGAUAAAGUGUAAUCUAUGGUUUUUAAAAAAGCAAAACAAACUAGCUAAAGUAGAAAGUAAAUAAUAAUUAUUGUAAUAAUAUUAAAGAAGCAACAAAGGCGUAUUUAUGUAUUAUGUAUUUUUAAAUGAAAUUAUUAACAUAAUAUAUAAAAUAUAUGUAUACACAAUAUGAUCCAACUACAAUGUAAAUCAAUUUUCAGAUAGGUUUGUAAUUUUCUAUGUAAUGUACGUGUGUAAGUUUUGUGCAACUAUAAACAGAAACCACAAAAAAACUGAAGAAAUUUAACAAAAAAAAAAAAACUAAUGAGAAACAAAAUAAAUGCAAAGUGAAAUUUUGACAAUUUAA